This is a messenger RNA of Homalodisca vitripennis (glassy-winged sharpshooter), 1285 nucleotides long. It is a transcript of the gene Jhbp1, whose product is annotated as circadian clock-controlled protein daywake. The transcript is spliced from 6 exons. The record is from RefSeq and is a predicted model, not a curated record. The coding region runs from base 79 to 834 and encodes 251 amino acids. NCBI's taxonomy places the organism in Eukaryota, Metazoa, Arthropoda, Insecta, Hemiptera, Cicadellidae.
UUUCCCUCGGUGGCAGCGGCAGCAGCAGUGGACGCCAGCCGUCAGUCUGCCACACUCUCGCGCUGCCAGCAGACCGAGAUGUCUUCCUGCUACUGCUGCUUUCUGCUGCUGGCCCUCUCCUGCCUGGGUCUGGGUGUCAACGCUCAACAACCUGUCCCCGCUUAUGUGAAGCAAUGCAAGAGAAGCAGCCCAAAACUCGAAGAAUGUCUGAUAAAAGCACUUCACCAUGUGAGACCAUAUUUGGUCAAAGGAAUUCCUGAGAUUGAGAUGCCAAGUGUGGAGCCAUUCAUUCUAGACUCCUUAACUCUAUCACUAACAGGAGGAGAGAGAGGUUAUAAGAUCACUUUAAGAGACAUUCACAUGUAUGGAGCCAGCAACUUUACUGUCUCCAGGCUCAAACUGAGCCACAAUGGGCAGCCAUUUGAGGCUAAAAUCCACAUCCCCGAGAUGAAGAUUGAUGCCAACUACACGAGCAGCGGAGUGCUGAUAGUACUCCCGGCCAGUGGAGGGGGACUUUUCCAUGCUACAUUGGGUAAUGUGGCAGCCACCAUAAAGGGUUUUGUAAGUUCCAAGUCCAGAGGGGGGCAAGACUACCUCAAUGUGGACAAGCUGGACAUCAACCUGGUCAUUAAGGACAUUAACAUGAACGUCAGGAAGGUUUUCAACAACAAUAGGAUCCUCACCGAGGCAACCAAUCUGUUCUUGAAGGAGAAUGGCCAAGAAGUACUACAUGUGAUGAUGCCACAACUAAAAGUCAAGAUGGCUGCUGUCAUCAAGAAAGUUGUGAACCAACUGCUAUCCCACACACCUGUGCAGUUGCUAGUGACCCCGUGAACAUUCCAAACUUGUGACAACUACAAAAUGUUCCCAUGUGAUGAUGGUCUUCUUCAACCAAAAACUGUUUUGAACCAUGUGAGGGGACCAUCUUAAAAGAAGACAGUGUAACAAAAGAACAGUACAUGUUCUUUACAGUGUAGGCUAUUAUUCUCUAAUGUCCAUCAUGCAUUGACAAUGCAUGAUGGACUUUACAAGUGAUAAUAUAACAAAUAAUCUCUGUUAAAGAACAUUAUGUUAAAUUGCCUUCAUUGUUGUGAUACCAGUGAAUUGAUUUAUAAUUUAGAAAGAAUUGCCAACAAUUAUAACUUACAAGCUUGCCAAAUUUCACAAGAUUGUAACUCUAUAAAAUAGCAUUACUUGUGUUAUUUUUGUAAAUUUCUCUUGGGUGUAUGACUUUUCUAUAUUAAAAUAAUGUAUUUCGUGUAAUAAACUGUACUAAAUACAUGAA